AUGCGGUUCAGUCUGAUCAGCCUUUUGGCCUUGGGGACACUGUCCCAGGCCGCCUUCAACCAGGGUGCCAUCAACGCCUUCAACCGUCCUCACCCCCGAGGCUACGAGCAGAGGCGCACGCCGGUAGCCCCGGAGCAUCCCGUGUUGAACAAGAGGAGCAAGCACAAGUUCCUCAACAAGAAGUCGGAGAAGUUUGUCGUAAACGGAUCUGCUAUUCCUGAGGUUGACUUUGAUGUUGGCGAGUCUUACGCCGGAUUGUUGCCUAUUUCUCAGAACCCUAAGGAGGAGAGGGAGUUGUUCUUCUGGUUCUUCCCUAGCACCAACCCCAAGGCUGGUAAAGAUGUUGUCAUCUGGUUGAACGGAGGUCCUGGCUGCAGUUCUCUCAGCGGUCUCUUGACCGAGAACGGCCCUUUCCUGUGGCAAGAGGGAACUCUUGCACCCGUCCCCAACUCCUACAGCUGGACCAAUCUAACAAACGUCAUCUGGAUCGAACAGCCCGUUGGUGUAGGCUAUAGCAAAGGCAAGCCCAACAUCACCAACGAAGUCGAGCUCGGCCUCCAAUUCACCGGCUUCUGGAAGAACUUCAUCGACACUUUUGAACUCAAGGGCGCCACAACCUACAUCACCGGCGAGUCCUACGCCGGCUACUACGUCCCCUACAUCGCCGACGCCUUCAUCACUGCCAACGACGACGACUACUACAAGCUCGGUGGAGUCGCCAUCAACGACCCCAUUAUCGGAGAUGGCACGCUUCAGCAGCAGGCUGUCAUCUUCCCCUACAUCGAGUACUGGCAGAAUAUCUUCAACCUCAACCAGACCUACUUGAAUGCUCUGCGGUGGACGCAUCAGCACUGUGGGUAUGAGAAGUAUCUCAAGAAGUACGGAACUUUCCCUCCUCCUCAGGGCAAGUUUCCUGUUCUCCCUGAUCCAUACGCCGAUACGGAUCCUAAGAGCAACUACACUUGUGAUAUCUUUGAUUAUGCCUAUGCCGCUGCUGUUGAUCAGAACCCUUGCUUCAACAUCUACCACAUCACCGAUACCUGCCCUCAUCUUUACGGACAGCUUGGCAUUGUCAACUCGGGCGACUACUCCCCCAAGGGCGCUGAAGUUUACUUCAACCGUACCGACGUCAAGAAGGCCCUCAAUGCCCCUACAGACGUGACAUGGUACCAGUGCACACCCAACCCCGUCUUCGGCUUCGGCGACCCCAAGUCCAACCAGAGCGACACCUCUCUCGCCCCAGCCCAGACCAACGUCCUCCGCCGUGUGAUCGAGCACACCAACAACACCAUCAUCGGCGUCGGUCGCCUAGAUUACAUUCUCCCUCCUAACGGCACACUCUUCGCCCUGCAGAACGCCACCUGGCACGGAAAGCAGGGAUUCCAGAAGUAUCCCCAAGACAAGGAGUUCUACGUGCCGUUCCACCCCGAGUACAACGGCGGCAGACUCAGCGAGGCUGGUAUUGUCGGCCACUGGGGUUACGAGCGUGGUUUGACCUACUACGAGGUUCAACUGGCUGGACACGAACUUCCUGGAUAUACUGCUGGCGCUGGAUACCGUGUUGUUGAGCUUAUGCUUGGAAGGAUCAAGAACUUGGGAGUUAUCGAGGACUUUACUACCCAGAAGGGGGACUUUCAGGGUAAUGGAACAUCGCGGGAUGUGCGCGUUGUGAACCCCCUUGGUCUUCCUUGGGGCCAUGGAAUUAGCUACAACUAG
Messenger RNA from Fusarium sp. VM40, 1716 nucleotides. The record is from the annotation of a GenBank genome assembly. NCBI's taxonomy places the organism in Eukaryota, Fungi, Ascomycota, Sordariomycetes, Hypocreales, Nectriaceae.